Molecule: messenger RNA, 1617 nt
Organism: Iphiclides podalirius (scarce swallowtail)
Lineage: Eukaryota; Metazoa; Arthropoda; Insecta; Lepidoptera; Papilionidae
Source: the annotation of a GenBank genome assembly
AUGGAAACAUGUUCGCGAGCUGCUUUUAUGGCCAUUUUACUUUUUUUACAGCUAGAAAUUUGCAUAAACAAAGUGCAACGCUAUAACACCAAUAUAGAUUUUUUACUACAUGAAGCUGGUGGGACCGUAACACCCCCUAAGAAGGGUUAUGAAGAAGAAUUCCCCUCGUUAAAACCGUCAUCCACAACAUUGCAACGACCAAAAACGACAACAAGUUUAAAUGGUCAUCCGGGAACCACUCCAAAACCGCAGUCACCGAAGAGGGAUUACGUGGCACCGCAAUAUCCGACGCCUAAACCCAUUCAAAAUCCCGACGUGCUAAAAACAACCCUGCCCCAGAAUAAUAUUACCCCCUCCCCCAACAAUAACGGAAAAGCUGCACCUAAGCCCCCGUCAUCGCCGAAAAGGGACUAUGUCGCACCGCAGUUGCCAACUCUAAAACCGAUGCCGGACAAUAGUAACAAGCCUAACAAUGGCAAUGUUAAAGACCUGAUAAACUUCUACGAUAACAUUAACAAAGACAACAAUAAUAAAAAACCAAGUUACAGUUCGGCGUUGGCGGGAUCAACAUCGGGAACGCCUAGCACAGCGCGUAUUACGGUCCCGACGCAAAAACCCACACAGCCCACUCCCAAGCCUCCAAGUUUCAGCUCCGUCGUAAUUGGUACAACUAAACAGCAUACAACUAAUCCCACACCGGCUUCACCUGUUCCGAAACCAAGUUCACCAAACAGUGGGAAAAAUAAGCAACCGACAAGUAGUCCCGUUUUGCCUAGUUCUAUUGUUAACAAUAAGAAUACAAAUCAAGGCGGCUCAAAACUCGCUAGCGAUACCGAAUUGCAAACAAUCAGUGAAGAACUUUUGAGGAAGGAUAGCAAUAACGCGGCGAAAUACGUAACAAUCAACUAUCAGGAUAAGACAACGUCUCAGUCAAAAGAAGAUAAAGCGCCACAGCCAUUGCUGACUAUAGCAUCAGACGCUUGGAAUAUUCCAACUGUGCAAAAGUUUUUGCCGCUCCUAGACAACUACGAGAGAGAUACAUUAGUAAACGAAUAUGUGACGUCACAGGAGAGAACUGAAGAAAAUGCUUUUAUGGAUGCUAUUAUGUCCACGACUGUUAUUCGCCAUUUGAUGAACUUCCUUAAAGAAAAAGGUUAUGUUACACCGGACCCGAAACAGCAGAGAGAUUUCUUAAAGCAAUUAUGGUUUGGAUUGUACUCCCGGGGAAAAGGCAAAAUUAGCAGCUCCGGUUUCGAACACGUGUUCGUUUCGGAGCUUAAGAAUGGGGAAGUGUCAGGAUUGCACAAUUGGAUAUACUUUUCGAAGGAAGAAUCGGCCAACAGAGUUAAUUACUUAGGAUAUUUGAAAUACGUCCAGUUAAACGACAAAGGGGUCGUUGUCAAACUACACUUUAACCAACAAGGGGUGGACAAACCAGUGGACAGUAUGUUUAUUGGCACAUCACCAGAAUUGGAAAUAGCACUUUACACGCUUUGUUUUGUUACACGUGUUGGAGAGGAUUGCCCUUUAAAGCUCGGAAACAAAGAUGUCAACAUCAUUACCCACAACUUUAGAUACCGGAGCAAAAACUAUAUUGGCAGUGCAUUUCCUCAAAUC